AAGAAACAUGAAAAUAUUUGAAGUAGUUUAUAUUUUGAUUACUCGAAGGUCGAUAAAUUGACGGAAUACGAUAAACUUGGACUAUUUUUUUAAUUAUUAAAAACGAUAAAUUUUAAUUUUAACUAACUCAUUGUUCAUGAACAAAUAUGAAAUUCAAAUAUGAAAUUAGGGUUUCGUUGGUUAUCAAUGGACGAUAAGAAAACAAGAAAUUUUUAAAGAAAGCAUAAACGACGUCUGUUAAACAUUCCGUAGUAAACUGAUACUCAUUUACAAGUGAACAUAUAUUUUUUCUAAUCACAAUAUAAAUAUUUUAUACAUUUUGAAAAACAAGAUUCAGCACUAUACCAAGAUUAUGUUUUAGAAGAAAACUUAAACAUCAAUAAAUUAUCGACUAAAACUGUAAUAUAUUGAUAUUAUAAGAGUUGACGGGUGAUGAUAAUCGUUCCCUCAAAGAAUGGAUUUUUGCAAGUCAACUUUAAUAUUGCAACUCUACUUGGAAUCAAGAAUAUAAAAAUUAAAAUAUGAAAUAUUAUAAUAACAGUUCUAUAAAAUCAGACAAGGAUGUUACAGAAUAUUACACAAUUUAUAUUAUUUCUCAGGUUUUUGGAUUAGUAUUUUUAUUAGCACUAAUCAGCUGGGUUUUAUUAUAUCAAGGAGGAUAUGGAUUUAGUUUAGACACAACAUUUAGUUGGCAUUUUACAUGUAUGAGUAUUGGGUUCAUUUAUUUAUUUUCAAAUUCUAUUCUCUAUUUUCGAACAUUUCGCAAUAAAAAAAAAUCUACACUAAAAUAUUGCCAUUCAAUAUUUAACGUAAUAGUUUUAUUGGUUGUAUUAAUUGGAACAUACAGUGUAUUAACUCCACAUUUUUAUUCCGCUCAACCUUCACCAUAUUUUACCAGUUUGCAUAGUUGGGUAGGAAUUUCUACUAUUUUGUUGUUCUUAAUUCAGCUCAUAUGUGGCAUUAUCUCAUUUUUGUAUCCAGGGGUAUCAGAAAUGUACAAAACAUCUAUACUACCUUAUCACAUGUUUUUUGGAUUAUUGACCUUUGGAUUAGCAGUUGUGACAGUUACCAUAGGAAUUAGUGAACAAGAAUCGUCGGCUUCAAGUACGAAUAAUUUUAUUCCAGAAGGCGUACUAUUGAAAAUUAUUGGACUUUUGGUAUUAAUUUAUGCGUCAAUGGUUGCUUAUUUAGCAACAAAACCAGAAUAUAAAAGAAUAGCUAGUUCAGAACAAAUAACUUUACUAACAGGCACUUCAAAUUAAUAAUAUUUGGAAAAAAAUAGAAGUUCUUGCAUAGUCUUUGUGCGUAUUGUAAACUGUAUGGAAAAAUAAAAUUUUUGUUAAAAUUUAAAAAA
Daktulosphaira vitifoliae (grape phylloxera) is the source of this 1354-nucleotide messenger RNA. Its product is annotated as transmembrane ascorbate-dependent reductase CYB561-like. The transcript has 7 exons. The coding region runs from base 522 to 1262 and encodes 246 amino acids. NCBI's taxonomy places the organism in Eukaryota, Metazoa, Arthropoda, Insecta, Hemiptera, Phylloxeridae. Gene Ontology annotation, molecular function: oxidoreductase activity. The record is from RefSeq and is a predicted model, not a curated record.